UAAUAUGUUUUCAUACUGAUAUUUAUUAUUUCAUUUAUAUCAACAAAACAUCUAUAUACAACCUCACCUUUGACUAAAUAAAUUUGAAUAUUUCUAAACACUCGUGAAAAAUUUAAAGGAUCAGAAUAUUCGGUGCUGUACAAAAACAUAUAUAUAAGCUGUGCCAUUUAAAAAAAGAACUGAUUUAGUAUCAAGGAUAGUAAUUGGAAUAUCAUAAUGAAUAUACCAGAAAUAAAACCAUACGAAGAACUAGCGGUGGACACAUUGGUGUCCGUAAUGAACAGAGCAAAGGAAACGCUUGGAGAGCGACAGACUUUGAAACAGCUAGCCAACAGCCGUGACGUCAUGACGCCUCAUGUUAAGGUCCACCUCACAACGUUGGAGUGUCCAUUGGUGAUCACAAGUGAACAGCUCCUCAAGCAAACUAUAGAGAAAAAAUGGCGCUUGACGGAAACGUUUAUGUACCACCUCAAAUACAUGGGUAGUUCAAAGGACGAGUGUUCACAGUAUUACUAUUUUGAGGCAGUGUUCAGCCAGCCCACCGCUGCCUAUCCAAUACCUCAAGCAACUGCAUCAGUAUUCUUCAGAGUUGAAGAUAAGCACAUCGAGCCAUUGGAAAGCAGAGGCGUUCCCUUAAUGACGUUCAGAAUCGAAGGUCACCGGUUGGAUCAUGACGUUCGCUUCGAAACUCUAAUAGCUGAUUGGAUACUCGCCGUCAUUAAAAUGAAAAUAAUUUUUUUCAAGAGAAUCGAGAGCUUAAGACUUUUCUAACUAUAUUUUAUACGAUCUAGAUUACAUGUUGUUCAGUGCAUCAUACGAUGAAAUAUUUUUUUUUUUAUUUGAAUAGUAUUUUUUUUUCAGCUUACUAUUAUAAAAUAAUAUUUAAUUAGUUAUAUAGAAUUGUACAAAUUUAUAAAGUAGA
Molecule: messenger RNA, 922 nt
Organism: Nymphalis io (European peacock)
Lineage: Eukaryota; Metazoa; Arthropoda; Insecta; Lepidoptera; Nymphalidae
Exons: 4
Coding region: 217-771 (184 amino acids)
Cellular component (GO): cAMP-dependent protein kinase complex
Molecular function (GO): protein kinase A regulatory subunit binding
Source: RefSeq, a predicted model, not a curated record